Tricharina praecox is the source of this 1212-nucleotide messenger RNA. RefSeq lists its product as uncharacterized. The coding region runs from base 288 to 1067 and encodes 259 amino acids. NCBI's taxonomy places the organism in Eukaryota, Fungi, Ascomycota, Pezizomycetes, Pezizales, Pyronemataceae. The record is from RefSeq and is a predicted model, not a curated record. The transcript has a single exon.
AGACUCGCUUGGAUUCCUGAAAACAAGCGUAUUCACGAUCACUUUCUCCUGGAGACUAGCAUCUCACAAAGAUGGAAAGUGGGGGCGUCCAUCAUGGUAUUUAAGGAUCCCGAAAAUCUGGUUCCCUUUCCUUUUCUCUUCUCAAAACCACACUCCUUCGUCGGUUGUAAGUCACUCAUUCAUUCGCUACCUGCUUCGAGCAACCCACAUUCGUUCUUCAUUCAUCCACGAAAUAAUUACCAUACCUAAAAAGUACGACCUUCCAGUAAACCAAUAUAAUCAACACCAUGAACCCUCUGUCCUUCCUCCUCUUCGCCGUCACGGUCACCGCGAGCGCAGUCGCCAACAUGGGCCCCCCGAAGCCGGCCAAGACGCUCUCGCCCACGGUCCUCUCCGACUGCGGCUGCGAUGCCGUCGUCAACAUCGUCCAGAAGUGUCAAACGCUCGAUCCGCUCUCGUUCGACGAGGCUACAGACUGCAUCUGCGACCGCAGCGCCGGCUGGUACAGCGGUGGCAUGGGCUGCCGAGACUGCCUGACCCUGGCGUCCGACGGCGAUACGACCUCGGACGAGCAGCUGUUCUACGAGGCGUUCGGCAGCGCCAUCACGAGCAUCUUCGUUGCGUGCACCAACGCCGGCGCGAGCGUCAAGGUUGUCGAUGAGGACAGCGGGAAGGGGGUCUGUGGAUGGCACUCGGUGGGCGGGUGGGGAUGUGUCGGAUUCGAUGCGGAGAAGGGGACGGGUUGGGCUAGUGAGGUUACGGUCAACACCAAGGAGGUGAUAGUUGGAACUGCCGAGGUCGAGUUGGACGAGGUCGAGGGCGCGAAGUCGACCAAGACCUCGUCGGUUGCGAGCCCGAGCGGUGUUUCUGCCUCUGGCACUGCCGCUGCUUCGGCUUCGGCUUCCGGCACCGGUACCGCUGCCGCUUCUGCCGCUGCCAGCUCCGCCGCAGCGAAUGCGACGGCAUCUGGUGCUCCGCAGGAGACUAAUGCUCCCAACGGUGCUGCCGGGCUGAAGAGUUCGCUUGCGCUUGUGGGAGUCGUUGCACUGCUCAUUGCUGCUUUCUAGAUAGGCCAUAUUGUACUUAUAUUUGGGAGGGUUAAUCGUAAACGUAAUCAAAUGGUUGGAUGCUUUCGUGGGAUGCUGUUGCCAUAUUCUUUUGCGACGGUAUCGAGUAACAUCUCCUAUCAUCCCGUGAAAAUUCAGGCGCCAG